Messenger RNA from Rana temporaria (common frog), 1742 nucleotides. Its product is annotated as E3 ubiquitin-protein ligase TRIM21-like. The record is from RefSeq and is a predicted model, not a curated record. NCBI's taxonomy places the organism in Eukaryota, Metazoa, Chordata, Amphibia, Anura, Ranidae. The transcript is spliced from 2 exons. Bases 52 to 1581 code for a protein of 509 amino acids. Gene Ontology annotation, molecular function: protein binding; zinc ion binding.
UUGCGCACACAGUGUGUGUGUGAUCGAUGUGAGUUGUUCCCCGGUGAUAGGAUGGCGUCUGCUGCACACGGAGAAGAGCUGAGCUGCUCCAUCUGCCUGGACCUUUCUAUGGAACUGGCAACACUGAGAUGUGGGCACAGGUUCUGCCGGGAUUGUAUGGUGACUGCUCUGGAUACACAGGAGGGAUCUGGAGUUUUUCCUUGUUUGAGGUGCAGAGAGGAGGAUGUAGAGUGUCCUGUGCCUGUGAAGAAGAUUAAGCUGAGUAACACCGUGGAAGACUCCCGAUCUAUGGAACAGGAGAACAGUGAGGUCUUCUGUACAUAUUGUGUGCAUUUUAGGGUGGCAGCUAUCAAGACUUGUCUGCAAUGUGAGACUUCUAUGUGUGAGAAACACCUGGCAGCCCACAACAUGACAGUGGACCAUGGGUUGACGGAACCAACUUCAUCCUUCAGAAGAAAAAAAUGCUCCAUCCACAAGAAGCUUCUGGAGUAUUACUGCUCCAAGGAUGCCGUCUGUCUAUGUGUGUCCUGCUGUCUGGUGGGAAAACAUAAAGAACAUGAAGUGGAACUUAUAGAAGAGGCUUCUGAGAAGAAGAAGGAGAAUCUGAGAAAAGUUUGUGAAUAUGUGACUAAAGAACGUGGAGAAAUUGAAGAACAAAUCCAGAAUCUACUGGACAACAAGAGAAAAGCACAGGAGAAAUCAGAGGAUGAGAAGAAGAGAGUCGCUGCUCUGUUUGAGGAUAUCAGGAGACAGCUGGAGGUCCAGGAACAGAGAGUCCUGAGUGAGAUCUCCAGACAGGUAGAGAAGGUCUCGUUGGCGGUCUCUGAGCUGAUUCAUCAACUGGAGACCCAGAAAGACACUCUAUCCAGGAAGAUCUGUCACAUUGAGGAGAUGUGUAACAUAACCGACCCCAUAACUUUCCUACAAGAACCAGAAAUGAAAGACCAAGAUAUGGAGGAACCUGAGAUCUGUGAGCUGGAUGAUUUCCUGAUCUCGCUUCCAUUGCUCAGAUCCCUAACUGAUCUAAUCGCCGACAUAAAAUCCAAAAAUAAUGUCCAUGUGAAAAAUUUGUUACUGGAUGAAAAAACUGCACACAAGAAAUUGGCCUUAUCCGCUGACCUGAAAAUGGCAACUGUGUCCAACAUAAAUCAGAAUAAACCAUAUUUAUUGGAGAGAUUUUACGAAUAUUGUCAGGUGAUGAGCAUUGAGAGUUUUUCCAGUGGGAGACAUUACUGGGAGGUAGAGAUCGGUGACAAUGAAGUUUGGGAUAUUGGCGUUUGCUAUCCCACCAUAGAUAGAGGACUUGAUGGUGAUUUUGGAUUAAGUGACAAGUCGUGGUGUCUAGGCGUGUCUGACGGUGAACUUUUUGCUCGGCACGACUGUGAAUGCGAGUUCUUCGUUUACCUGGAGUCUCCGGUGCAGAAAGUAGGAGUAUGUUUGGAUUAUGAAGGCGGCCGUCUGUCCUUCUACCAGCUGAGUGAUCCCAUCAGACACCUCCACACCUUCACCACCACCUUCACCGAACCCCUCCAUGCUGCUUUCUUUUUAGGUGAUAGUGGCUGGAUGAAGCUCUUAAUGUAAGCAUUAUUUAAAAAAUAUUGGAUUUGGUUCUUAAGAGAUUCUGAUGGACAUUAUAGUUUGCCACUUGGUUUUCUUCUUGCACUGGUUUAUAUGUACAUCAGAUUUUUCCUGUUUUCGGGGACUAAAUAAAGCUGUACGAAUUUCAGCAUUAUACAGGAUUA